AAUGCAGAAUGCGGACCUGCCUCGGGAACCGCUGCGCAGAUGUGUCCUGAAAGUCGACACAGCGCAGGCUGCUUUUUAGAGAGAGAGCAGAGAGAGGAGCCUUAGAGGAGUCACGAACCUUUGGGACACCGAAACACGAAAGAUGUCGUUUGCCAGAGACAAACUGUACAGCGGGUACUUACGGCGAAAAAUGCCGAUCAUCGUGUCCACGGUGAAAGUGAGAGAAAUAAUACCUCAUCUGCCUUGUUUGACGGAUCACGACAGAGAAAAUAUUGAGGCCAAAAGAGAGACUUAUGGAAACCAUGACGGCAUGGUGCUUCUCCUGGACUGCCUGAAGAGAAGGGAGAACUGGCCAGAGGAAUUCAUCGCAGCGAUCGAGGCGUGUCAGCAUACGACGAUCGCAGCCGAGAUCAGAGCCGAGUACGACUCUCUGAGAGGAGCCAGCAGUGAGUCAGCAAAUUCAAACCCCAGCUCCCCUCCAACGACUGUCGUCCGGGCACAUGUCCAUCCAGCACCAUCUGCCAUUCAGCCGCCCGUGCCAGAGAGCGGUGCAGACAGUCCCGCUGCUGUUUCUCCGCCAGCUGAAGCGGCAGCUGCUCCUCCUCCAGAGCCGGCCGCCCAGCCUUCGCCCCCUCUACAAAUCCCCGCGCGGCCACAAGCCCCGCAGAGCUCGGCGGCCGAAGUUCCAGAGGAUGUCCCCCCGCCCGAGCCCGUCACCGAGCCUCCAAAGGCGGCUCAGAUUGAAGUGGCACCUCCUCCAUCGACACCUCCCCCUUCUCCUACAACCGUGCGCUCUCAGGCGGCCGGAGACCUUUCGCCUCGGAGGGAGAUUAAUUUUCAGCAGGAGCCCGAGGAGAACUCUGAAUCGGACAUCCAGGGGAUCUCCGGCGAUAACGAAGUGACUCCUGAUGAGGCCGGCGCAGGAAAGGCAGGCGAGGUGUUGAUCGACUCUGUGGAGGCUCCUCAACCGCCCGGUCCUGUGGAGCAGAGUGAAACUGAAAGUCCAUCCUGCUCGGACCUCCUCCAAACAACAACAACAACAACCACCACAGAGGUCGGGCCACCGCGGAGUCCCUCUCCAACUGAGAACGACUCAGACGUGACUGAAGGUGCUCCCGUCACUACCAUGACCCCAGAGAAGCCCCCGGUCCAGGACACCACCCCUCCUGCUGCAGCCCUGGAGCCUGAAGAGACAUCUAAACCUCCUACUAAACAAACGGUUGAAACCAGCCCUCAGAGAGAAACAGCAGCUUCAGUCUCCCCCCUGCACGCUGCUGCUGCUGCUGCUGAGAUGGACGCCCCCCUCGGUGACGACGGCAACGAGUGUCUGAGCAAACCCUGCGACCUCAUCAGCGUCUGUCCAGAAAGUGAUGCCCCCCCUACCAUGCGUGCACCCAGCCCGCCUGUGGAGCCGUACUCGGGUGACAGCGAGCGUCUGGAGUUCAGUGAAGCCGCCCCCGACACUAUGACCUCACCGGACCUUCCUGCCUGCGCUGCUCUCAGCUCCACCACUGCUAACUCAGUCUCUGCACCGCCGUGCAUGGAGAACGGCUUUGCUGAUAACCACAAUGAACCGGAAGAGAACCAAUACGAUUCUCCUUCUCCGAGUUUGGGAAUGCAGGAGGUGCUUGUGAACGUGGGGCAUGUGUCCGGGGAGCCGUCUAUCCUCAACCUAGCCGGCCAGAACUCCCCGCCACCACAAGCUCAAAUCGUCAACGGUGAAGCAGCCAAAGACAUGAAAUCCCCGCUGGCAUCCACAGACCCUUCUGAUACCACAUCGGAUGUAAAGACCCCUUCAAAUGAGACUUACAACCCCCCCUCUGAGUCUGCACCGGCUGAUAUUUCCACAGAGCUGAAGACGCCACAGGAUUCAGAGGAGCAAACGUCCUCUUGCACGCUGCCCGCUAAUACAAAGUACAUUGUGGCUGCAGGAGUGGGGGUCAUCGCGCUGCUCAUGGCGUGGAAGUUUAAGAAUUAAGGGGAUUUAAUGGCUUUUUAAAGGAAGAGAGGAUUAGGCUUUAAGGGCUUUGGAAGAAGAAGGAUCUUAGAGGGUUCUGUGCCUUAUUGUAGUCACAGGCUGGGACGGCGUUGGGCAGCUGUUUAAUAAUUACCCAUAGUGGUUAUAAUAAUAAUAGCUGACUGGCCAGACCUUUGAUCGUGUCAUAAAUAACACCUCAGUUGUUAAAGGCUUUAUAUGUGAUGUUUUGAUCCAGCAGAUGUCGCCCUUGAGCACCAGCAUGAAACCAAAACAACUCACGGUGCAUUGUUGUGUUAGCAUGCUAAUGCUAGCGAUCUUUAUUAUGCUCGUAUCUUCACACUGCAUGUCAAUUUACCUGAAAUGAGCGUGAUCUAGAAACACAGUUAAGCAGUGAGUACAGUAUGUUAUUCUUCUUUUCUCUAGUCCCUCAAUUAAACAACUUUUAUACACGAGGGGAGGAGUCAGCCGGCCGUCCGGGCGAUGUAAGCAAAGUGAAGAUAGGACUCUGAAAACUCUGAAAACAUCACAGACAGUGGGACUCGGGUGUUACACCCAUUGUAGACAGUCAUGACUCACAGAGUUAUUUUCAGAGGAGAUACUUGAUUUAUAUAUUUAAGUGUGAAAAAUAUGCAUAUAUAUCCUCUGAAAAUAACUAUGCAGUGUUUGUUUUGGUUUCAUGCUGGUGCUCAAUAGUGACAUCUACUGGAUCAAAACAUCACAUAUAAAACCUUUAAGUUGGACUGUGUUUGAUGAUUUUACUGUUGGAAACCAAAUUCAUCCUUUUUAUUUUUUUAGUUAGGGGACUUGAUUUGGUCCGGGGUUGGGAUCUCAGGUUAUUUAUUGAUGGCGCACUUGCAACAAUUAUAUGUGGUUUGUGACGGCAAGAACAAAAGCUCCGUGCUCAUGAUGGAAAUGUUUGCACUCGUCUGAUCAGCACUUUGAAGAUAAGACUGUUGGCGUCCAUCCAGGGAGGAUAAGUCUGCCAAGUACCUGAUUACUUUAACUGGAUAUAAGCUGUGGAGGAUCCUCUUGAUAGUGGGACAAUUGGCUUUUAAUGAUGUGAGUGCAUCGUCUGUAUUUAUUUGUACAUACAUAUAGAAACCUACAUAUAGAUAUCUAAAUAUGUAUUUUAAUAAGGAGCGAUGUGUCAUUAGCAUUCCAAAGCUUCCACAAUGUCUGAAUUGUCUUAGAAAUUAUGCACUCAAAGAAUCAGUGAGCCAAAAAAACUGCACUUUUUUUUAGUCACCUUUAUUCCCAAAGGAAUCUGUGUCAUAGGGAUGCACCAAUCAGACUCUUUCAGGCUUCAGGGGGUUUUCUGAGCUGCAUGUGUGAAUGCAAACAAGACGCAUCUUUCACUCAGACUUCACCCGGAGUUUCUCCUUCCAGCCUCCUUAGUGUUUUUUUCCCCUGCAGAACGUGGGAGUGAACACAGCAGGAUAUAAUCAGGAGAAUUCACCUGGAGCCAGUGGGAGGGGGAGGUGACGUUUGGAUUCUGUGAUCGGUGCACGAUUCAUAGACUGUCUGCACGUCACCUAUACCAUCUCCGUGCUCUAAUCAACCUGCUGCUGCAUGUUUCCUGUUCUCCAGAAUGUUCUUCUCCACUCUUUAGUUCACAUUGUGAUUCCGUCAAACUAAACGCAGCAUUGAUAGAAAGGCAACUAUUCUCAGUAUCACUCUGUUGUGCCUUCCAUUGAUACCCCCCCACCCGCCCCCACAGUUCUCCUGUCUGAUAAGGAUGUUCUCCCGCUGUGAGGUGUAUGUGUGAACAACCAGAUCAGGAGGAUUUUAAGUGGCAGUCUGCCUGCUGUGUGCCUCACUGUGAGAAGAAGAAAACAUCAGUGUUCUCUCUGAGGCUUUAAAAAAAAUGGUAUCUGUCUGAUUUGUGCACUGACUGGCGUUCUCUCUCUCCCUGAGCUGAUAUCACAUUUAAGCCUGUAGUAGAUCCAUCGGACAUGUUGGCAUAGGAAGUGUGAAAUAACACCGAGCAGCAGACACUUAAGCUCCCUCGCUGCUGCAGCAGCAGGGGGAAGCUCUGUGCCUCCGUCUCUGAGCAAAAUGGCAUCCUGACAUGAUGCUAACCCCCUGAUGUAUUCUGCACAUGUGGAUUAAAACGUGGAUUAUUAUUUUUUUUUUCAAAUAUAUCCCCAGGAUU
Labrus mixtus (cuckoo wrasse) is the source of this 4130-nucleotide messenger RNA. It is a transcript of the gene mavs, whose product is annotated as mitochondrial antiviral signaling protein. NCBI's taxonomy places the organism in Eukaryota, Metazoa, Chordata, Actinopteri, Labriformes, Labridae. The coding region runs from base 143 to 1978 and encodes 611 amino acids. The record is from RefSeq and is a predicted model, not a curated record. The transcript has 5 exons.